This is a messenger RNA of Telopea speciosissima, 1573 nucleotides long. RefSeq names its product BRAP2 RING ZnF UBP domain-containing protein 2. Gene Ontology annotation, molecular function: ubiquitin protein ligase activity; zinc ion binding. Gene Ontology annotation, biological process: Ras protein signal transduction; protein ubiquitination. Gene Ontology annotation, cellular component: cytoplasm. The transcript has 12 exons. Bases 41 to 1516 code for a protein of 491 amino acids. The record is from RefSeq and is a predicted model, not a curated record. Lineage: Eukaryota; Viridiplantae; Streptophyta; Magnoliopsida; Proteales; Proteaceae.
UUUUUUCUAGCGCGAAGCUUUUCAGUUAGCUUCUCAAGCCAUGUCUGAAACCUCCACCAGUGCCAGCGCCGCUGCUGGCGCCUCGUCGGAAGAUGCACUUCGACCUUCCACCGUGAAAUCCGACGAGCUGAGCGAUCCUUCUGGUUCGGGACUUACUCAGGCCUUACAUUUUUCUUCCGGGAACCCUAGAUUUGAGCAAACUAGGGGGAUCAUGCACCUCUACCGUGAAGACGUAUCCUUCUCAAGUUCCGAGCUUCCAGUAGGGAGGAAACCACUUGUUUGUGUGCUGGCAGUGCCAAAUCAUAUGACCUAUGCGGACUUCUGCCAGUUUUGUGGUUCUUUCAUUCAGCAUAUAUUAGAAAUGCGGACUGUCAGAAGUGAUGGAAUGGAGGAUCGGUACAGUAUUCUGAUGAGGUUCGAUAGUCAGAGUUCCACAGAUAAUUUCUGCAAGCAUUUCAAUGGGAGGCGUUUCUCAUCACUGGAGGUAGAGGUUUGUAGGGUCCUUUUCACUCUAGAUGUACAGUACACUGGUUCAAUUGAACAUGCACAGAGCUCCCCUGCAAGCUCAACUGAGCAGCCCUCGUGCCCCGUCUGCCUUGAGAGAUUAGAUCAAGACAUGGGUGGGAUUCUCACAACUAUCUGCAAUCAUUCCUUCCAUUGUUCCUGUAUUUCUAAAUGGACGGAUUCUUCUUGUCCGGUAUGCCGAUAUUGCCAGCAACAACCCGUGAAGACCACAUGUUCUGUUUGUGAAACUUCUGAAAAUCUCUGGAUUUGUGUUAUCUGUGGUUUUGUUGGCUGUGGGAGGUAUAAAGAAGGUCAUGCUAUCAGACAUUGGAAAGAAACACAACACUGCUAUUCCUUGGAAUUGGAAACCCAACGUGUGUGGGACUAUGUAGGAGACAACUAUGUCCACCGGCUAAUCCAAUCCAAAACUGAUGGGAAGCUAGUUGAGUUAAAUUCUCAGUGUGCAUAUGCAGAUGGUGGUUGUGGAAGUUGUGAAUGUAGUGCGGAUUCUGGAAUCAGUGAGGCUCUAUUCAACAGUAAAGUUGAAGCUAUUGUUAACGAGUAUAAUGACCUCCUUACUAGACAACUGGAGAAUCAAAGAAAAUAUUUUGAGUCUCUGUUGCUUGAGCUCGAGGAGGAGACUGAGAAAGAAAUUUCUGAAGCUGUUGAGAAGGCGGUAAAUCUUAAAUUGCAAAAGAUGCAAGCCAAGCUGGAUAAAUGUGUUGAAGAGAAGAGAUUUUUUGAUGAUAUCAAUGACAAUCUUGUGAAAAAUCAGAAAAUUUGGGAGGCCAAAAUUCUGGAAAUUGAAGAAAGGGAGAAAAAGACAUUGAUGUUGAAGGAUAAGAAAAUACAAGACUUGGAGGAACAGCUUGGAGGUUUGAUGGUGCAACUUGAAGCAGCCCAGACAGAGCUGCAGCAUCCAACAACAACUGAAGUCAAGGAUGGCCCGGAGCUGCCAAUACCAAGUAGUGCCAAGCGGGCCUCAAAGAAUAAUAACAAAAGGAGAAGCUGAUGUAUCUAAUUUUGUAGCCAAAUGAUGCUUUUGAUGUAUAUGUGUGUAUUAUGAGUA